Molecule: messenger RNA, 7930 nt
Organism: Neofelis nebulosa (Clouded leopard)
Lineage: Eukaryota; Metazoa; Chordata; Mammalia; Carnivora; Felidae
Gene: ATP7A
Product: ATPase copper transporting alpha
Exons: 24
Coding region: 185-4762 (1525 amino acids)
Biological process (GO): monoatomic cation transport
Cellular component (GO): membrane
Molecular function (GO): ATP hydrolysis activity; copper ion binding; ATPase-coupled monoatomic cation transmembrane transporter activity
Source: RefSeq, a predicted model, not a curated record
CCGCCGCGCUCCCCUCUUCCCCUCCCUCUCCCUCCGGACGCCGCCACUAUUGCUUCUUCUCCCGGUGUGUUAGAUUGGAGCCUGCGCGUGCAUUUGUCGCUGCCACGGGCUGCGUAGCUCCCGACGUUUAACCAUAGGAAAAAAAACCCAGGAAUGUAAAGAAGAAAUCAAGUUGGAACGAAGUAUGGUUGUGGAUUUGGUCACCAUCUCUGUUGAGGGGAUGACAUGUGGUUCCUGUGUUUGGACCAUUGAACAGCAGAUUGGAAAACUGAAUGGCGUACAUCUUAUUAAAGUUUCACUGGAAGAAAAAAAUGCAACUAUUAUUUAUGACCCUAAACUACAGACUCCAAAGACCCUCCAGGAAGCUAUUGAUGACAUGGGCUUUGAUACUGUUCUCCACAAUCCUAACCCUGUCCCUGUUUUAACUGACACUGUGUUUCUGACUGUUGCUGCUUCACUGACUCUGCCAUGGGACCAUAUCCAAAGCAUAUUGCUCAAGACCAAGGGUGUGACAGACAUUAAAAUUUCCCCUCAGCAAAGAACUGUAGUGGUGACAAUAAUCCCUUCUAUUCUGAAUGCCAAUCAGAUAAUAGAGCUGCUUCCGGAUCUCAGUUUAGAUAUUGGAACUCUGGAGAAAAAGUCAGGAACUUGUGAAGAUUAUAGUAUGGCUCAAGUAGGUGAAGUCAUGCUGAAGAUGAAAGUAGAAGGAAUGACCUGCCAUUCAUGCACCAGCACCAUUGAAGGAAAAAUUGGGAAGCUGCAAGGUGUUCAGCGAAUUAAAGUCUCCUUGGACAACCAAGAAGCUACUAUUGUUUAUCAACCUCAUCUUAUCACAGCAGAGGAAAUUAAAAAGCAGAUUGAAGCCGUGGGCUUUCCAGCAUUCAUCAAAAAACAGCCCAAGUACCUCAAAUUGGGAGCUAUUGAUAUAGAACGUCUAAAGAAUACACCAGUCAAAUCCUCAGAAGGAUCACAGCAAAGGAGUCCAUCAUAUAGCAGUGAUUCAACAGUCACUUUCCUUAUAGAUGGCAUGCAUUGUAAAUCAUGUGUGUUAAAUAUUGAAAGUGCUUUAUCUACACUCCAAUAUGUAAGCAGCAUCGUAGUUUCUUUAGAGAAUAGAUCUGCCAUAGUGAAGUACAAUGCAAGCUCAGUCACUCCAGAAACCCUUAGAAAAGCAAUAGAGGCCAUCUCACCAGGGCAAUACAGAGUUAGUAUUAUAAGUGAAGUUGAAAGUACCUCAAACUCUCCCUCCAGCUCAUCUCUUCAAAAGAUUCCUUUGAACACAGUAAGCCAUCCUCUGACUCAAGAAACUGUGAUAAACAUUGGUGGCAUGACUUGUAAUUCUUGUGUGCAGUCUAUUGAGGGUGUCAUAUCAAAAAAGGCAGGUGUAAAAUCCAUACGAGUAUCUCUUGCAAAUGGCAAUGGGACUGUUGAGUAUGAUCCUCUACUAACUUCUCCAGAGACCUUGAGAGAAGCAAUAGAAGACAUGGGAUUUGAUGCUGCCUUGUCAGAUACAAACGAGCCAUUGGUAAUAAUAGCUCAGACCUCAUCAGAAAUGCCGCUUUUGACUUCAACUAAUGAAUUUUAUACUAAAACGAUGACACCAAUUCACGAUGGGGAAGUAAAGCCUUCGUCUAAGUGUUAUAUACAGGUCACUGGUAUGACUUGUGCUUCCUGUGUAGCAAACAUUGAACGGAAUUUAAGACGAGAAGAAGGAAUAUAUUCUGUACUUGUGGCUCUGAUGGCUGGCAAAGCAGAAGUAAGAUAUAAUCCUGCUGUUAUACAACCCCCAGUGAUAGCUGAGUUCAUCCGAGAGCUUGGAUUUGGAGCCACUAUGAUAGAAAAUGCUGAUGAAGGAGAUGGUGUUUUGGAACUUGUUGUGAGAGGAAUGACGUGUGCCUCCUGUGUACAUAAAAUAGAGUCUAUCCUCACAAAACACAGAGGAAUCUUCUACUGUUCUGUGGCCUUGGCAACCAACAAAGCACAUAUUAAGUAUGACCCAGAAAUUAUUGGUCCCAGGGAUAUUAUCCAUACAGUUGAAAGCUUAGGUUUUGAAGCUUCUUUGGUCAAAAAGGAUCGGUCAGCAAGCCACCUGGACCAUAAACGAGAAAUAAGACAGUGGAGACGGUCCUUCCUUGUGAGCCUCUUCUUCUGUAUUCCUGUCAUGGGGCUGAUGAUAUAUAUGAUGGUUAUGGACCACCAUCUUGCAACUCUUCACCAUAAUCAGAGCAUGAGUCAAGAAGAAAUGAUCAGCAUUCAUUCUUCUUCUAUGUUCCUGGAGCGCCAGAUCCUGCCAGGACUGUCCAUUAUGAAUUUGCUAUCCUUUUUGUUGUGUGUACCUGUACAGUUUUUUGGAGGCUGGUACUUCUACAUUCAGGCGUAUAGAGCCCUGAAGCAUAAAACUGCAAAUAUGGAUGUACUGAUUGUGCUGGCAACCACCAUUGCUUUUGCCUACUCUUUGGUUAUUCUUCUGGUUGCAAUGUAUGAAAGAGCCAAAGUAAACCCUAUUACUUUCUUUGACACACCUCCUAUGCUAUUUGUCUUUAUUGCACUAGGCCGGUGGCUGGAACAUAUAGCAAAGGGCAAAACAUCAGAGGCUCUUGCCAAGCUAAUUUCACUACAAGCUACAGAAGCAACUAUUGUAACUCUUGACUCUGAUAAUAUUCUCUUAAGUGAAGAACAAGUGGAUGUGGAACUUGUACAACGUGGAGACAUCAUUAAAGUGGUUCCAGGAGGCAAAUUUCCAGUGGAUGGUCGUGUGAUUGAAGGACAUUCUAUGGUAGAUGAGUCCCUUAUCACAGGGGAGGCAAUGCCAGUGGCUAAGAAAUCUGGCAGCACAGUGAUUGCUGGUUCCAUUAACCAGAAUGGGUCACUACUUAUCCGUGCAACCCAUGUUGGAGCUGACACAACACUUUCUCAAAUUGUCAAACUUGUGGAAGAGGCACAAACAUCAAAGGCUCCUAUCCAGCAGUUUGCAGACAAACUCAGUGGCUACUUUGUUCCUUUUAUUGUUGUCAUUUCCAUUGCUACCCUCUUGGUUUGGAUUAUAAUUGGAUUUCUGAAUUUUGAAAUUGUGGAAACCUACUUUCCUGGAUAUAACAGAAGUAUCUCUCGAACAGAAACGAUAAUACGCUUUGCUUUCCAAGCCUCUAUCACAGUUCUGUGUAUUGCGUGCCCCUGUUCACUGGGACUAGCCACUCCAACUGCUGUGAUGGUGGGUACAGGAGUAGGUGCUCAAAAUGGCAUACUAAUCAAAGGUGGCGAGCCACUGGAGAUGGCUCAUAAGGUAAAGGUAGUGGUAUUUGAUAAGACUGGAACCAUUACCCAUGGAACUCCUAUAGUGAAUCAAGUAAAGGUUCUAGUUGAAAGUAACAGAAUAUCACGUAAUAAGAUCCUGGCCAUCGUGGGAACUGCUGAAAGUAACAGUGAACACCCUCUAGGAGCAGCCAUAACGAAGUACUGCAAACAGGAGCUGGACACUGAAACCUUGGGUACCUGUGUAGAUUUCCAGGUUGUGCCAGGCUGUGGUAUUAGCUGUAAAGUCAUCAAUAUUGAAGGCUUGCUACAUAAGAAUAACUGGAGGAUAGAGGAAAAUAAUAUUAAAAAUGCAUCCCUGGUUCAAGUUGGCGCAAAUAAUGAACAGUCAUCAACUUCAUCUUCCAUGAUUAUUGAUGCCCAGCUCUCAAGGGCUUGUAACUUAUUUUUGAAUCAUGAACCUUUGGAGGUAUAUGAUGAAAGCUGUACGUACCCCUCAGAAAAUUUAUGUUUUGGAGAUGCUCUUAAUGCUCAACAGUACAAAGUCCUCAUUGGUAACCGGGAAUGGAUGAUUAGAAAUGGUUUUGUUAUUAAUAAUGAUGUAGAUGAUUCCAUGACUGAACAUGAGAGAAAAGGUCGGACUGCUGUAUUGGUGGCCGUUGAUGAUGAGCUGUGUGGCUUGAUUGCUAUUGCUGAUACAGUGAAGCCUGAAGCAGAAUUGGCUGUCCAUAUUUUGAAAUCCAUGGGCUUAGAAGUAGUUCUGAUGACUGGAGACAACAGUAAAACAGCUAGAUCUAUUGCUUCUCAGGUUGGCAUUACUAAGGUGUUUGCUGAAGUUCUCCCUUCUCAUAAGGUUGCUAAGGUGAAGCAACUUCAGGAGGAGGGGAAACAGGUUGCAAUGGUAGGAGAUGGAAUCAAUGACUCUCCAGCUCUGGCAAUGGCUAAUGUUGGAAUUGCCAUUGGCACAGGUACAGAUGUAGCCAUUGAAGCAGCUGAUGUGGUUUUAAUAAGGAAUGAUCUUCUGGAUGUAGUGGCAAGUAUUGACUUAUCAAGGAAGACAGUCAAGAGGAUUCGGAUAAAUUUUGUUUUCGCUCUAAUUUAUAAUCUAGUUGGAAUUCCCAUAGCUGCUGGAGUUUUUAUGCCCAUUGGUUUGGUUUUGCAGCCCUGGAUGGGAUCUGCUGCAAUGGCUGCUUCAUCUGUUUCAGUAGUACUUUCUUCUCUCUUCCUUAAACUUUAUAGAAAACCAACUUAUGAGAAUUAUGAACUGCAUGCCCGAAGCCACAUGGGACAGAAAAGACCUUCGGAAAUCAGCGUUCAUGUUGGAAUAGAUGACACCUCAAGAAAUUCUCCUAAACUGGGUUUGCUGGACCGGAUUGUUAAUUACAGCAGAGCCUCCAUAAAUUCACUACUGUCUGAUAAACGGUCCCUAAACAGCAUUGGUACCAGUGAACCUGACAAGCAUUCACUUCUGGUGGGAGACUGCAGGGAAGAUGAUGACACCACAUUGUAACAGGCCACAGAGAGUGCUACUAGCCGAUGUUGUUAUGCACUGACACAGCAUUAGUGAUGUUACCUUAACUUUUCAAAAUAUUGUGGAAGGAUUUUAUAUUGGUCUCAUGCCCUGAUGUUAAGGAUUCUAUUUGCAUUGCAUUUGUCUAAUGGAAAAAAUAUAUUUUUUCAGAGUGUUAGCUCUGAACCUAGCUUUAUUUAAAAUGAAUCUCCAGCCCUUUUUGUUUUCACUAGUAACAGAUAACAAGCCCUACAGUAACAGUAACAAGCCCUACAAUUGAAGAUUACUGAAUUGCUGCUAAAGGGAUAAUUUUUUUUUAUUUGACCAAAAAGAAAAGGCUCAAGAAAAAGGAUAAUUUAAAAGUUUCAAGAUCUGAGAGCAUGAUCUUGAGGACAUUCUUGAGUUCUCAUCCCUGUCAGGUUGGGGAACAAUGGCUUUUAAAACACUGUAAAGCAUCUGGGUUUAGAAGGAAAACAGUUAGAAACUGUUUAAAAAUAGAUGUGCCUUAUUUAUUACAGACUUUCUUCCCCCUUAUUCUCCCUGCAUCUUUGUCUUUGCAGUUGCCCUAGUUUGUUGUUUUGUUGUUCUUUCAGCUGAGCUAAGUGUAGGUGAUUGAUUGAUAAAAAUAACUGACAACUUUUCCAAUAUCUUUUUCCUUUAUCUUAUAGCCCAAAAAGACCUUAAGGAUCCAUAGGGUCCCUUGCUUCCUAUCUUUCCAUUGUUGUAAAAAAAUAGAUCAGAUUCUUCAUUCAGUGACUCUCUAGCUCUGUACAGGCUUUUCAUUCACUCCUGACGAGUUCCACUCUAAAUUGUUCUUAGUCUAUCAGCCUCAGUCCAGAAGCCUAAAAUGUUGAGCCUCUUCUACAAUUAACUUUUUCAAAGAUUAACACUACCAUCUUUGACAUAUACGGGUCAUGUGAAAUUACCUAGAUUCACUAAAUUUGUCCUUUUUUGGGAGAGAAUACAAGAUGGUAGCUGGUAUAUAUAAUUUAAUAGAUUUUAAAUAUAUUUUAGUAUUUUAGAUGACCUCUCAAAAUGACUUUAAAAUAAUGCUAUUACACAAAGCUGCAUUUACCAAAAAAAAACAUAAUAAAUUUGUAAUAUAGAAAUGAGAAUUUCCCUAGGUUGUGAUACCUUUUAGCCAAGUCUAUACUUUUCUCUAGUUUAAAACAUUUGCACUUGCUAGUAAGUGUGGUUUGCAAAUUCAGGGGCUGUUUUCAGUGCCAUACACAUUUAGAAAUUCCACUUUGAGUGCCUAGGACUUAAUACACUGAUCAGAGAUCUAGUACUUGUAUCACUAUUUAAAUUCCUCAUUUAUUGCAAGAUGGAUUUCAGAUGCAGAUUAUGGAAGUGAAAAUAAAUAAAUAAGUUCCUAAUACUUUGUUCCCAUUGCCAUACGUAAAGCUGUUGGAACAAUGCCUAGCACAUGGGAUUUGUAUUCAGUAAAUGUUAUUUCUUUUCUCCCCUUGAGGUCAGUAAUAAAUAAUUAAUAAUAAUUUUCUUAGGGCAGAAUCUAAAAUCAGGUGGGAUUGGGGAAUGGGUUUCUUCCUCUCCUACUUCCUUUCUCUCUUCUCCUUUCAUACACACACAAAAAGUUUAUAACAUUAUUCCAUCCUGUCUUUUCAGAUUUGGAAAAAAUCUCAUUUUUAUCUCAACUAUCUUUCUUUUUCUUUUCAAAUUUUUAUUUAAAUUCCAGUUAGGUAACAACAAUGCAAUAUUGGUUUCAGGAGUAGAAUUCAGUGAUUCAUCCUUUAAAUGCAACACCCAGUUAUCUCAAGUAUCUUAAAGAGAGAAUUGAAACUAUUGAGGAAGGUGCUAUUAAUCUAGAAAGGCAAACCCAUUUUAAUGAAAUAUGAAUGAGUUUGUAUAUCUAGGCUCUUUUUUAGACCAAUGCCUAUGCCAUCUUCCAUGCUUCCACUUUGAAUUUUAAUAUUUGUUUUUUAUUUUAAUUCUAGUGGUCUGUCAUACCACAAUUUGUUUCUUCUAGAAGAAACAGCCAAUAUGAUAAAUGUAUAAUAGACUUUUGGAAAAAGAAGCACCUUUCUCUCUUUCUCCCUUAUUCUUUUCUGUGUCUCUGAAACACUGGAACAUAGACAGUUACUACUUUUAUUAUUAUGUGUGUUUUUGAGUUGUCCUUUUGUCCCCCACUUGCCAAAGGACCCACAUGACCUAGGACAGCAAGAAGAGCAACCUAUAGUCUGGGAAAAAUCAAGAAUUUAAUUUCACCUCUUACUGUCAGAACAGAAAACAUGUUGUUUAGAAAGAAUCCUAUUUUAAGUAUCUGUAGUAUCUUUGAAUUCCCUACCAUAAGUCUCUUUUGUAAUCCUGAACUCCUAUUAGCUUCAUAGAGCAGCUGUAUUCACAGGAGAGAUGAUCUAGGGACAGGAUCAAAAACAUUGCUUUCAGUUAGUAACUAGCUUUAAGUAACCAGUUACUUGUGAGAACAAAUGUUAUAAAUGUAGAUGUGUGUAUGUGUUUCUCUGUUUAUAUACACACAUACAUAUGUACGCACAUAUUUACCAUAUAGAGGAAAAUGGAUUUAUAUUUGAAUUUGAUGUUUGAAUAUUUGAAACUUCUUAUAUGUUGUUCCUUUAUCACUCUUCUGUAUUCACUCAGCACCCAUGCCCUCAGUCUGAAGAUAACAAGGAUGUUUUGAUAUCCAGUGCUGGUUCUGAUUCAACUAUGGGGCACCUUUUAUCUUAAAUAUCCAAAGAUGCCUUUUGAAUUUCAAAGGUUAAAAACACAGCUAGAAUAUUUAAUGUUAUAGUCUAAAGAAGUAUGGUGGUCAGUGGUGAAAAUAGAAAUGAUAUUUUUCCUAGUUUAGUAUCAGCAUUUUAGAGUGUUAAAUUUGAUGCCUUGUGAACAAAAAAUUUUAUACUGUGCUUUAACGUUUUAAAAGCUUGUUUUUUCAGAUGCAUUCUUUGUUCAGAAUGCUUAAAAUAGCACUGUAGACAGGAUGUUUCCAAAAAUUUAAGUGUGCGUAUCUUUUAUGUACACAGCUUAAAAUCAAGAAUACAUGUUUUUUGAGAAUUUUUCUCCAUUACUUGUGAAUCUUGCUUUAAAACUAUUUUUUCCUGAUAUUUAUUUUACUCUAUUUUGUUACUUUCUUUGGGUGAGGCAUCUGGUUAUUGGUUAUUUUAAUAAGAAUAAAAACAUUCCUGCAAUCAC